Molecule: messenger RNA, 2481 nt
Organism: Paramuricea clavata
Lineage: Eukaryota; Metazoa; Cnidaria; Anthozoa; Malacalcyonacea; Plexauridae
Source: the annotation of a GenBank genome assembly
AUGAAUCCAUCGAUAAUUGGAAGAGUGCUGGCAAAUGAUAAGGAAAGGAUGUUGCGGUAAAUAACACUGUCAUUGCAUGAUUCGAAACUAUACACAGUGAACUGGUUUUUGAUAUUAGUCCUCUGCAGGUAUAUUAAUUUAGUAACAUUUUGUAUUUUUUGUCGUUUAGCAUAUUCUCUAGGUUUGUCUUUAUACCGUAUAAAAAAUUACAAACCAAAGAAGGGUCUCUUAAGAAAAGCUUGGCCCUUCAAGCGGCCAUGAAAGAAGUAAUGGCACAAGUGAUCCGUAGUGUCGGCGUCAUACUGCAGCUCAGGGAUGAUUUCACUGGGCGUCAAGAAGAUGAACUGUUCAAUGAGGUAGUUCAUUUCACAGAAGAACUAACAAUAAAUCUGCAGCCAAUUAUAUGAACUUGUUUGAUAUAUGAACUUGUUUGAUAUGUUCUCGGGGGUGAUGUCUGUUAACUUAUUUGGUGCUAUGUAUAUUUCUAUAUAGAUUGUUUACAUGCGAUGUCACAACUGAAAGGCCAUGCACGUGCUUAAUUAAAUUACUUGUCAAAUUUUCAAAUCCUCGUUGUUUGAGAAGAAACUUUUCUUUUUUUAUGAGAUCAUUGAGAAAACUGGAAUGAAGAACGAACUGUGACCUGUUCUCAAAUCGCACUUCACCGAUGUUGUAAUUCCGCACCACCGGAUGUUUACACUUCAGCAUAUUCAGCAGGAAGAAAACGCAACAUCCGAUGUCCAGUUCAAUGGGAAUGGCAAUAAAGACUUGAUGAUUGAAGUCAUUGAGGAAGUGUUAACAAAAGUCACUGAAGAUCCACAAUCUGUAAGUAAGAUUCCAGUCCACCAUAAAUGUAAACUGCAUGCAUGUAAUCCGAACCGGACAACAUAGUGUGAGUUAUUUAUUAUUAUAUUAGCAUUUUUGUGUUACUUCCAGGGAAAAAAAUUCUUAAAUCCCAAAUAUCUCUCGCGCAAUUGUGAUUGCGGUGAAGUUCUGGGCUUUCAUGUAGCAAAGGCGUUGGAGUACAUAGAGAAGAAAACGUUGGCAGAUGAGUUGAAAUGAUUUGUAAGGCGCACCAAUAUAGGAUGCACAGGACGAAAGAUUAGGUGCUAUGAUAUACAGUUAUCGGGAGUGCACAUAAAAAGAAAGGUUUUAAACAGGGAUGUUGUGGCUGCUCUCGAUGAAGGUAGUGGUUCCAAAUGUCUUUUUAUAAUGAUAGACAAGUACAUGUUGCACGAGUAGUCAAACUUAUUUGAUAUACAAACUCAAGCCGGAGGCAAGAGUUUGUAUAUCAGAUAAAGUCGGAUGCAAUGUUUAUCCGAUUUACAAAAAUUGAUCAAAUAUUCAUUUUUUUUUAAUUUUCUUCAUGUAUUAUUAAUUAUUUUAAUUUUUUUCUUUAAAAAUUCCAAACGUUCUUCCUAUUCUUUUAACUUUAAAAAAAUUGAAAUUCCAUUUUCAUAGAGUAUUGCCAAUGUUGCAAAAGUGCGAAAACAGUACUGUAGCUAUAUAGUUUGGAAACUUUGAAAAAUGGUUUUUUGACGCUACUGACAAAUUAUUCCAGGCAAAAUAAUUAAAGAGUCUUAAGACUAAGAGAUUGUCAAAUGUCUUCCACAUUUUAGAAGUAUGUCCUCUCCCCUAUAAUGGCUAUAUAGAAUGAUCUUGUAUACUUUCAAACUAAUUUUUAGUCAAAGGCGCAUUCAAUUUCGCCGAGAAAACACGUAAAUCCAUCACGCCAAAAGAGAACGAUAAAGAAGAGUCCUUGGGUAUGUUAGCAAGGUUAUUAGUAAUGUAUGGUAAUUGACAUUUCCUUAUUUACAGAAAUUCAUGUUCUUAAUAGUACCAAAUACUACCGGUGCAUUAAAACAAAAGACAGCAAAUGUCAAUGAUGUUGUUGAAGGUAUUGUAUUUGUGGCACAUCUAAAUUUGUUCACUUGAAUCUUAGGAAAUUGCCUGCAUGCAUGCAUAUAGCUAAUGAGGACAUGAUGGUUUGCUAAUACUAAUAUACAUAUUAUAGUUAUAAAACUAAUUAUCAAAAACAAUUUAAGAUGUCCCAAUUCAAUCUUAGGUGUAAAAUGGUAUUUAACUGGUAUUUAACUGGUAUACCAUUAAAAACUUUGAAAAAUGAUUUUUUGACACUACUGACAAACUAUUCCAGGAAAAAUAAUUAAAGAGUCCAAGAGAUUCUCAAAUGUCUUCUACAUUUUAGAAGUAUGUCCUCUCCCCUAUAAUGGUUAUAUAGAACGAUCUCAUAUACUUUCAAACUAAUUUUUAGUCAAAGGCGCAUUCAAUGUCGCUGAGAAAACACGUAAACCCAUCACGCCAAGAGAGAACGAUAAAGAAGAGUCUUUGGGUAUGUUAGCAAGGUUAUCAGUAAUGUAUGGUAAUUGACAUUUCCUUAUUUACAGAAAUUCAUUUUCUUAAUAGUACCAAAUACUACCGGUGCAUUAAAACAAAAGGCAGCAAACAUCAACGAUGUUGUUGAAG